ACGGAGCCUAAAUCACUUGUUAUUUUUUGCUUAUUCGAGGUUUCAUGCUUCUCUGAAAUUUCAUUGCUUUCAGACAUCGGCAAAACGAAGUUCUGUACGUUCGGCGAAGCUAUGGGAGCCGAGUGUAGUUAGCCGAAGAUACGAUUGAUGGUAUUGUGGUUGUUUAAUGCCGUUGAGCAAAGGGGUGAUCUAUGUGGACCCUUGCCAGUUUUAUUGUUGUUCCUGACAUAAGAAUAUCCGUAGUUAAAUUUUCAUGUAUAGGCUUCAAAUUAUAUAAAUUUCAAGUAACCAAGAUAGGGGAUUGACGUUGACGGGCAUGAAGUAUCUGUUCAAGGGACAGUGAAGUACGCGAUAUGAAUCUUUUACCGAAAACGACGUCGUGAAGAAGAAGUUUUAUCACUUUAUUAAACUGGUCGAAGAAAGUGCAAGAAUGGAAGAGGGGAAGAGUUCUGAAAAUAUAAGGCAUAAAGAAAUUAUAGGAGAGAGAAGUGAGCUUUUUAAUGAAGAAACAGGCACUUGCGCUAUGGAAGGGAACACAUCUUUAGCAGACAUACUUGAUACAGCAUUUACAUCUACAGUUGAUCCUUCUCCACAAUCUCGGUUUAAUUCAGGCAAUGAAAUGGAAUAUGAACAUUUAUUUGCUGAAAGCGACAUUGAGGAAACUGAUGUUGUUGAGCCUGUUGUUGUUGAGCCAGUUGCACCUUUCCCAUCUCAGUCACAUAGACCUGCUCCUGAAAACAAUUAUUCUUUUGUGCCAUACAUGCCUCAACCUGAAAGAAGCACUGGCUCAAGAGAAUUUUGGCACUUAGACCAUCAUAAUUGCAACAUGUGCCAAACUAGACAAGAGAGGCACUAUAAAAAAGAUCCUGCAGGAUCCCAGACCGACAAUAAUGCUUGUGAGGAGUGGGUAUGCGACACUCAUCGACGUAAAAGAAUUCUUCAUGAAAGAGAUCUCCCACCAAAACAUAAAGCAAAGAAAAAUGAUGAACAUAAAACAAUUAAUACUCAGUUACCAGUCAGCCUCAGUAUACCUGGACCAUCCAGAGUGGUGGAUCAUCCAGUAGACUACAGCAUAACCAGAUCUACAACCCAUGUCGGAGGUGUCUCAGAUCAAGACUUGCAAGAUGCUGGAAAUGGUAAUACCCAUGAAGCUACUUUAUUCACUCCGCAACUGCCAAUGGUGUUAAAUCCUCAUGAAGUUCAUCCAAGACAUUCUACUAGGAAUGACGACACACCAUCAGCUCCUGAUUUACAAUUAGAUUGGUCAUCGUCUAGCGGCAGUGAUGAUGAAGAGUAUACUGUUGAAGUUCUUGGAACUGUAAAUCGCAAUAAUAAGAAAAAGGAUCUGAAUGGGCGAACAGUAACGGUUGUAGAUUUGACCGCAGAAUCUGACGAGGAGCAUACUCCAACCAUGCCUACUAAUGAUCCAAAUGUGCAGCAGACUAAUGACCACAGUCACAGAAGCAGUUCCUGCUGCAUGCAUGGUCCACCAGACUAUCGACCUUAUGUUUAUUAUAACCGCCAUAUGUACUCCCAUGAUCGUCCAAGAAUUCCAGUUUACGAUCAGACUUACACGCCCUACGAUGCAGAUACACCCACAGAUAUGGUUAUACCUCGCAUGCACCCUGUACAAGAACGCUUGUGGAGGAGUCAACAGCGUACACAGGAACUUCAUCGUAGAAGGCUCUAUGCUAGAACAACGCUACAUUAUGGAUGCGUAACUUCGAAUCCUGCACACCAAGUACAUCAAUCAGGACCGCACUUGUGUAAUGCAAUCGGCAGCAGUUCCUCCAGCACUAGAUGUAAUGGAAGGGACAAUACUAUGUACACUAACAAUUACCAUCCACCACCUCCUCUGCCACCUCCCCAACAGCCUACUGUCUAUAGCCAUCCUGAGGUCAGGAGACAGCCAAGCUUUGGACCGCCCUCUCCACAAACCGUCAUGAUGGACCCCGUAAGUAAUACCGAGGAUAUGGACUCAACUCCACCGGAAAUGAUGACUUCGUUGCCCGUUCAUCAACACGUACAUCAUCACAUGCAUCACUAUCAUCCGCAUCUGUCGCCACCGAUGCCACAGCGCUUCCAUCAUCUUCAUAUAAGUCUUUUACCACAUCUUGCUGGAGGUUACAUGGAACAGGACAUGUCGUACCCACGGUUGAGUCCAUUACAAGACUUACUUUUCCGUCAGACUCGACCUAUGAAUGCAAGGCUUGAUAAUUACAUGCGUAUUGUGGAUUUGCGGCGUAUGGCGCAUAUAAGUUGUGGAGCUACACAAGAAUCAAUAGAAAGUCACACAUUCCCUCAUAAGUAUAAGCGGAUGAAAAAAGUUGAAAACGGAGAAGAUGCUAUGGAGAAAUGUACGAUAUGUCUGUCUGAAUUUGAAGACUGUGAAAGUGUCAGGAGGCUUCCAUGUAUGCAUUUAUUCCACAUAGACUGCGUCGAUCAGUGGUUAUGCACCAACAAGCGAUGCCCCAUAUGUCGCGUAGACAUUGAAACUUUCCUUCAUAAGGAACUCAGCACUGCUGCAUAGUGUAAAGUCAAUUACACAUAGCCUUCGUUUCUUAUAAUUUGAUUGGCUAUCACCUACUGGAGUGAAGAAAGAGAAGUUAAAUGGUUAGGGAAGCGCAAGUCGUUAGAAAGAUAAACAAGAUAACGACACGUUAUUACGAAUAUAAAUUCUGCAAGAAUGUCCCAUAAAAAUCAAUCAAAAGACAACGGAAGAGAAAACCGGCAAACCUAUUGUCUGAUCAUAAAAUUGUCGAACGUUUUCGAUACUGUUUUUCUUUUUCGAUGCUCAUAUUUUUGUAGGUAGAUAGCAAUAUUUGUAAAUAUUACAAUGCAAUCGAGUCUAUUAAUGUUUAUCAGAAAAACAAGAAUUUCGAUCGCUCACGUUUCAUAAAAACGAAUAAUUUCAAGAAUAUUUAUUCAAGGUCUACUAUAUUUAGCAAUCAAAAUAUUCAGUUACAUUAUUAUGAAUGAAAAAAUAUACAUAUGCCGGAUUCUUUCCAAUUUAUUAUUAAUAUCGGGUUACUCGCAGUUAUCACAUGUGAAUCGUACAAAAUUGACUUUGGCACAGAUGACUUGUUUGUCGGUUCAGUAGAAACAAUCAAUUUAUACAUUAAUUUCGGAAGGACGUCCUAUUUUAUAUUUAACAAAUGGUGCUAUGCAAUAUGUUAAAUGCUAAAGAGACAGUAAGAUCUGAAGUCACAUUCAUCGGCUGCGUAAUUGUGAUUUGUAACUUGUAACAUAACGGAAACAACGUGUAAUAUUGUGCUCGCCGUCGAGUUAUCACAUUACAAUUACAGCGCGAUAAAAUUCUAUUGUGAACCUAAACCGAAACGUCAAGUCGAUACAUACAAUUAGCAUACAUAACUUUUCAAUUAUUAAUAACACAGUAGAAAUUAUACACGAAUUCGAGACAACUUAAUCGUCUCAGCGAACGGCCCUAGGAUGAUGAAUUUUCUAAAACGCCAUUGCAUGACUGGUAAUUAUCAGUUGGCAAUACGAAUUAUCAGAGAGCGUUAAUUGUGUGGUUUAUUUAGUCAUAAAGACAUAUAUAAAGUUCAUUAACUAAUAAUCACGCAUUGUAACGUAUAACCAUUAGAGGUGAAUAUCUAGACGUUACAUACAUAUUUGCCCGUAAUGUCGUAAUAUCGAAAGUCUUAAUGAAGUUACCUAUCAAAUUAAUAUUUCACCUCUGUACGUUACUCUGUCCAUUGGGGGCACAAUUAUAUAUAUAUAUAUAUUUUUGGCCGGCUUUUUAUUUUCAUUAUUGUGCACUUACACUAAUGGCGAAUGAUUAAAAUCGUAUAAAAUCAUUAUUAUGCUGGCGUAUCGUUAAAUUCCUUAAAUCAUGUCCAAAAGAAAACGAUACGUUGUUGCACAUUUUUAUUGAACGACAUGAACAAUAUUAAAAGAAAUCAUGCAUAUAGUCAUUAAGCGCGCAUUAUAAGUGCUUAUGAUAUAAACCAAUAUAUUCCCUAUGUGCAUAUAAGAAAUCAUCAUGUACGUCCCUUGCGUUUUAUGUAUAUAAUGAUUUGAAAAUGAUUUAAAUUGUACAUUAUUGGUCUAUCGAAUGCUAUACCCACAGCUUUUGUGGAUUUGCAACGUGAACUCUUUUAUAACCGUUUGACUCAAUGUUGAUUAUAAAAGAAUAAAGGAAAUGAAAAUUAGAAGCGUUGCUCAUUUUCAAUAUUAUUAUUACAAAAUUAUCUACCGUCGAGAUGAGUUUCUUUAUCACUACGUUGUCCUAAGUUUUCAAUUUAUAUUCUCUCACGAGCAACGGGCUUUACAGUAACAUAAGUAUAGUAUAACAAUACGUAUCUGAAAACAAAGAACAUGCUAAUCUAAUUAUUUUAAUAUUUUUCUCUCCAAGUGGAAGUCUAGAAGCGAUGAGCCUGUCAGAUGCUAACCAACAAAUGGUACUGUUUGUGCAUAAAAGAACCGGUGAACAAUUAAAUUCACCCAGUCUAAUUCAAGGAUACGUGCCUUUUAAUUGUCCAAUACAGAUUACCCCAUGACUCACAGCGGACAAUUUCCCAUGUUAACAAUAGCGGAACCUACUUCCGGAUGAAUUUUGCGAAAUUAUAUACAAAAAGAUAGAUAAUCGUAAACAAAAUAUAUUAUUCGUCGAUAAAGAGUUCAUCAGGUGUCAAAUGAUCCCAAUAAAAAUUAAUUAGUACGAUAUUAUAUAUAAAAAACAUACAAAAAAAUCAACAAUAAAAAAAGCAUGAUCAUUGUUAAACUCCAAUCGUUAACAUUGAACCAGAAAAAGGUGGUUUAUCCCGGUAACGCUUGGAAUCAUACCGACUAAAAAUUUGACAUUAAAUAUCUGGUCAUUGUCCUCUCGUUCGAACAAUGUGAAGCAUAGACAUAUUUAAAACAUUUUUUUCUUUCCACUCGACCAUGUUCCAUUGUACAGAUAUAUCCACGACAUUUGAGCCUUGGCCACUGACUCUGUACGAUAUAAAGAGAAUGAUCACGGGAAGUACACCAGUCUCCUCCUAGCUUCGUCAUCGAAUUGAUCUUGCGUCGAUGAUUUUGCUAUACGCCGGACGUAGAUCAGAUAUCAUACGAUAUAUUCUCGUUCAAUGAUAAUACAGUGAUUCGAAUAUAAUCAUAAAUUGUGUGGUAUUAUAACAUCGGAACACAGUGGCGUGUCAUUUUUAUACG
Messenger RNA from Cephus cinctus (wheat stem sawfly), 5172 nucleotides. Its product is annotated as E3 ubiquitin-protein ligase Arkadia. NCBI's taxonomy places the organism in Eukaryota, Metazoa, Arthropoda, Insecta, Hymenoptera, Cephidae. The record is from RefSeq and is a predicted model, not a curated record. Gene Ontology annotation, molecular function: ubiquitin protein ligase activity. Bases 431 to 2530 code for a protein of 699 amino acids. The transcript has 13 exons.